AAGGUCUCAAGUUGAAGUUUUGAAAACAGCCACCGACUACUGAAAACACCCGCAUACACAUACGUCGUCAGUCAGGAAAAUGAAGAUCGUCGACGUAACAGAGGCUAAUCGUUUUCUUGUGGCGUUUACGGAAGCUGCGUUUCAGGACGAGCGGAAACGCACCGAGCAACGACAAAAGUUUCGAGCACGUGGGUUUUGUAAUCGAGUAAUCGAGUAUCUUGGGGAGCUGGAAGUUGCGAAAAACAAGGAUGGGACCGAGGAGCGGCGCGUGCUUUGUACCAGGAUUCGUCUGGGACCCGAAGGUAAAACGAAGCGCUUGAUGCGCGAGUUCGGAAGUCACAGGUUCAUCAGCAUGACCAUGCGAGCAAGUGAUUGGAAAUCCGUGCAGACUUUCGAAUGCCUCGGGAAUGAGUACCAGCGCUACAUGGUUUCCUCCAAGAAGAAAAAGAAGCCGCCUGCUGCAAAAAAAGACGGUGCUUUGAAGUGCGAAGAGGAAGAGUUGAUAAUUGCAGGCGACAAGAAUUCUCUGUUUAAAGAUGGAGAGUGGGGACUCGUCACUGUGCAUUUUUUUGCCACACGUGGUCCCUUUGCUAGGCCGGAUAUUUCUCUGGUAGAUCUGUACCGGUCGCAGAUGGUCGACGCCGACAUCCUGAAGUUGAUGAGCAGCGGCAAGUUGCUGAAACGCAUGCAAUUGGCGAAGUCAGACGGAAUUCUCUCCGAUUUCCAGUUUACAAGAGAUCACUUCGUGAAUUACAACGAUCGCAAGGUUGGCGACUUCAGUUUUUCCGACGGUUGCAGUUUGAUGACAUGGAAGCUUGCACAGAAGGUAUUUGCGGAAACUCCAUUAUUUCGUCAAACCGGAGAAGUCCCCGCCGCUACGCAAUUUCGUCUCCCCGGCGUUAAGGGCGUAGUGUGUGUCCUUUCCGAAGUGGCAAUGGUAGGGAUUAAGGCAGGCGGAGGACGAGAAGAAAAGACACUUGUUCUUUUGCCCCACAGUCAACUUGGUCCAGGAGGUCGUUUGCCGCAACACGUACACUAUGAAUACGACGCGGUUUUUCAUUCCCAGACCGACGAAAAGUUUUUUCUCUCAACAUCGACGCAAAUCAAAUUUCAAGCUGCGCAAGACCGCUCACAAUGGAGGUUCGAAAUUUUGAGCGACUCUCUUUCCAUGGCAAAGCCCAUCGGGGAUCGCGAGGUGUCGCACGAGGUCGCGCUGUGCCUGGGCGGAUUGGCUGCGAGGCAGGGUAAAUCGGACGCAUAUCGUCAUGUGCUAGAACGGAAAAAACGAUGGAUCUUCGACAGAGCUGCACAAGACGCGAUCCAGACGACCCUAGAUGCAAAUGGUCCAGAAAAUGCACACGAGUUUUUUUCGCAGAUGGAGAUGGAAUACAAGAAAUUUCUCUGGGCCACCGGUAGUCAGUUUUUCCGAAAGUUCGUAUUUCGAAAGACCCUGAAGCUGCUCGUUGUUGCCGAUUUUGAUGCCAUCAUGCCGCGUGGUCAUAUCAUCGUCAAAGCGGGCGGAAGAUUUCUUGAUGGGAAGUGUGCAAUGUGUCGCACGCCGACCAAUUUGCCGCACGACGUGCAGACGUUUCAAGCAAUGAAUGAGGCGCAGAUUCGAUACUGGUGGCGGGAGUCGUUUGUCCACAAGCCGAGUCAGCUGCUCGAUGAGUACGUAAUGGUCAGCUCGAAGAGUGGCACCACCGAGUCGACGACCGCUCCUGUGAUGGACCUGCUGUCGGGCGGUGACUUUGAUGGCGACACCGUCUACGUAAUUUUCGAUCCUGACAUCGUUGAUCUUAUCGGUAAUACGUCGCGCGAACGGAGUGUCGCCGUAACGCGUGCGAGCGAGUGUUUGGACACCAUGAUAUCGCGGCAUACGCGGAAAGCAGCCGAAGAACAUGUUGCUGAGUCGUCAAUCACUUGCGCUGCAUUGGACGCAGCGAUCGUGCGUGAGGGGGAGGAGAUGUUCAACAGCUCGAAAACUAUUGCCAGCAUGUCUGCAAACUGGUAUUUUUGUGCGGAUCUCCUCGGCACGGAUCACGAGGCCACGGUCCUCUUCGGCGUUGCUUACCAGUUCGCUCUCGACGGUAAAUUGCCUGACGCGCUGUGUGCAGAAGUUCGUCGCUACGUGAGGGGAAUGAACAUCAACGGUCUUGGUCUGUGCGACCUUGAGGAGAAUGUGAUGCCUCAGUGGAGAGCGUGUCACAAGUUCGGAUACUGGAAAAAUAAAGACAAACACCGCAACCCAGGCAGCUGGAUGCAGCAAUUGUGUGACGACAGCGUCAACGAGUACCCCAAUGCUUUCUUCGAGAACGAGCACUUUAGAGAGACUGGCGACCGUUUGGUGCAGGCUUUGCCGGAACACGACGCCGGCGCAAAAAAGGUGCGACAUCUUUGGGACCGACUGAAGAACAUUGAAGAAACCUGUGCAGAGAAGAGUAAAAAAGUGUAUAUUCUGAAGAAGGAAACCGAAGCCUUCAGUCUCAACCGUGACCAUCCUUCCGUUGCUGACGCUGCGUGCCCGUCUGUGGAAAUGAUUACCAAUAGCACUCCCAACGGGAACGGUCACCAUCAUACUGGUCAUUUUUUUAUGCAUAGUAAAAAAAAGAAACGACGUGUAUUGAAGCAACGGCACAGACUGACUCAGCAUAGACCCGUUUCAGCGAAUAUGAGGGUUAGAGUUCGUGCUUUGCUAGAGGUUUGGACAGGAGACAUCAUAGAUACAUAAAAGUAAGAUGCGUGAGUACUUGUGUCUUAUUAAGAUCUUGGCUAGAGCCGAUGUUGUGAAAGAGAAAAGGUUCUUCUCCUUUAAUUCGAUAGUCAGAAGCGUUCAGUGAUCAAUGUCGUUUCUUUAGUGAGUAUGACCAGCACACUUAAUUCCGAAGCGACAAUCGCGCCGCCCUCCGCUGACGCGGCACCACUCCGCAGCGAUAAAAUAUUCCGUGAGCUGGUGAAUCAACUCGGUCUUUAUGCCGAUGCCGUGAAGCAUGAGGAAGGUUCCCAGGCAGCGGAUACUUUCAAAGAGCUGCAGAAAGAAAAUGCGGCUCUGCGGGAAAGUCUUCGUCAAGCAAAUCAAGAAAGGAUGACGGAAGCCGAUAAACGGAAAAUCGGUGACCUUGAGCAAGAGCUGCAACGAGCGGAGGAAAAGACCGCGGAAUCUGAAAGCCUUCGCCUGGAAAACCGAAACCUGCACUCGCUGCUACAAGAGUGGAGGGCGCCACGGCGGCUGUCGUUUUUUUCCAGAAAUGGGAGGAUGACCGUCGCGAAAAUUGCAGACGCGCUGAAUUGGACAAAGGGGUUUUCGCAAUCGGAGGAGUCGGAGGUGACAUCUGGGAUUUUUAGGGCCAUUAAUAACGCCAUUCAACUAAGAAACGAGAAAGAAGAACUACUGAAUUUCGCGGAGGCAUUUUCGAAUAUUACCGAUUGGAAGUAUGUUCCUUUUAUAGGUUUUGGUAUGACCCUAUUCACCUCUGGAGAGUACUGGCACCAAGAGCGUUUGAAUUUUCAAUUUCCAGCAGAAGAAGAUGACAAUGCUCUGCGCAUAUGUGUCUUCAAGGCUUUACGUCGCCGCGAAUCAACGGGCCACAAGAAACCUACGAUGUACUACAGACAUGGAAUAUGGUAUGUAAAUGAAUAGAUGAUGAGAGGGCCGGAACGACUAUGCACCCUGCAGCUGUGGUGUGUCCGAUACCUCAUCUAUAACGGGCUGAAAACAAAAAAACUGAAUGAAUAAUUGUUCAUACGGGGGAUUCAUUUCAUUUAUUCGCUUUUUCAU
Amoebophrya sp. A120 is the source of this 3775-nucleotide messenger RNA. The record is from the annotation of a GenBank genome assembly. NCBI's taxonomy places the organism in Eukaryota, Dinophyceae, Syndiniales, Amoebophryaceae.